AUGAAUCGAUUGGAUAAAUCACCACAAAUAAAAGCUGGACUUGUUACACACUUACAUCAUUUUCUUUUAUCAAAAUCAUGGAAGGAGAGAUAUUUAGUUUUGCUUCAGGACAGCACCCUAGAAUGGUAUUCGGAUGACAGAACUGGAUCCUUGGAAGGAUCUGUCAACCUGAAGUUUGUUGCUCCACUUUUGUCAAUUGGUGAACGGACUAAGAAUAUACCUGGCAAACCGAAGUUACCUGGUCUUACAGAAGAUCGCUUGUUGAUGGCUGUUCCAGACAAGCCAACCAAGGACUGUAAUAUUGAAUGGUUCUUGUUUGCAGAUGAAAAUGAUGUCCAGAGUUGGGUUGAAGCCAUUCAAUUUGUGCUCCGACCUUUUCAACAAGAUAAUCAAAGUAUGCCUUCAGCACCACCUCCGCCAUAUUCGCCGCCAUUGAAUCAACCAGGCUAUCCAAGUUAUCCAGGAUAUAAUUUGACGCAACCAGCAACUCUUGGGAACUACCCUGGAAUACCAUAUCCUCAACAGGUUCAGUCAACAACAUUAAAUUAUAACAUGGUACCUUACCCAACAGGAUCAGCUGUUCCCCAAAAAGAGACGAUCAUUAUUCGAGAAGAAGAUAGGUCAGGAGAUAAUUUUGCUGCUGGUUUUCUCAUGGGUGAAGCUGCUACCUUAAACAUAGGACAUGGCUGGGGAGAUAGCUGUUAUGAUUGCCCAAAUGUUCCACCCAAUGUUAUUCAGAAUACAGAAAUUAACAUCUUUGAAGAACCUUAUGAUAAUGACUUUAACUUCUGA
Molecule: messenger RNA, 792 nt
Organism: Acanthosepion pharaonis
Lineage: Eukaryota; Metazoa; Mollusca; Cephalopoda; Sepiida; Sepiidae
Source: the annotation of a GenBank genome assembly